Messenger RNA from Paramisgurnus dabryanus, 3330 nucleotides. Lineage: Eukaryota; Metazoa; Chordata; Actinopteri; Cypriniformes; Cobitidae. The record is from RefSeq and is a predicted model, not a curated record.
UUACGUGAAGUUCAGUUGACGCUGACAAGAUUUCGAUCGGAAAAUGUGGCUAACAAAACCUAUAAAAUAACAAACGUUAUAUCUUCUUGAACGAAAGUUUGCUUUGAACAUAGCUCUGCCUCACCGAUAGUUUUAAAUGCGCUUGUUUGACGGCGGUUUUCAUUAGUCUUCAUGUCAAACCUUUCAACGAAACGGCGAAGUUUUUUAAACAUGUCUUCCAAAUUCAACUUCAGCUUUAGGAAAAGGGAGAAGGGAACAUUUAGGAAUAUAGCUCAUGGCUUGAUUCCUGCUGCCACCAUUGCUCCCAGACCCGCUGUACCCCGCACUCCCCCUCCACGCAGCCCCAACCCCUCUCCAGAGAGACCCAGGUCUGCCUUGGCAGCUGCCAUAUUAUCCUCUUCCCUAAUGGGCCGCACCGUUGCCAUUCCACCUCCACGCCAAAGGUCUUACUCUGAGAGUGACUGCUCACACACAGACAGCCCAACCGGCUUUGAGACCUACGCUGCCACAGCACUUUAUAGCAGGGACAGAUGGGCAGGUUCAAUGACAGGAAGGCCCCCUGUGCCUUCCCCAGGACACACUGAUGAUGAGGAGGAUGAUGAUGAGGUGGAGGGUCUAGAUAUAGAUGAAGAUCAUGUGUAUCAGUCCCUUGAGCGACAGAACAGAGCUGAUGACAGCAAUGUUGUUUACGCUACGGCAUUAAAACACAGGAAGGUUAUGAACACUUCAGAUGCUGAUGAAGAGACUGAAGACUCUGCAUUUGAUAUUGUGUCUCCUUUACAGACUGAAGAAGAAAUCGUGGUACCAGAAGGGGCCACUCAAAUGCAGCCAUCAUCGCCACAACAUCCAAGAUCCCUCUCACAUGGGAGCAUGGCGUCUCCAGAUCUUAAUUAUGACUUGAGUGUUCAGUCUCAUAAAUCAACAUUGAAUACUCCUAAGAGAAAGACUUCACGUCCAGUUAGAGAGAAAGAGAGAGACAUUAAUUCAGAGGCUGGUGAAGUGUUGCGCUGUGCGCUAGACAUGCAGCAAGCGCUGGUAAGGGAGCUGAAAGAGCAGACUCAUAUUCUGGCUCAGGAAAAGGAGAGGCUGGAGAGAAGAUGUUUACAACAGAAUCAGCAGAUAGAGAAACUGCAGCAGGAGCUCUCUCAGACUCACACAGAGAGAGGAAACUCCACAGAGGAGACCUCUGAGUUGAUGAGUUUAAGACAGCAAGCUCAGGAGCUGGUGGAUGAGAAUGAUGGAUUGAAGAUGACAGUCCACCGUCUUAACGUCGAGCUCAGCAGAUACCAGGCCAGAUUCCGACCACUUACCAAGGAUGAGAAUGCUCCACUUAAAGGCCUGCCAGUGAAAGGACCUGCACCUCCAUGGCUGCUGGAUAUAAAAUACUUAUCACCCCUUCUGCUGGCCUAUGAGGACCAGCUGAAUGACAGGGACAAACAUCUCAAGUCCUGUGAGGAAGAGCUUCAGAGUCUAAGAGCAUGUGCAGAAGAGGUCAUUCAGGAAAAUAAAAAACUUCAUACUCAGGCAAACAAAUGCACUGUCAGCAACAAAGAAUGGAGGCAAUUGCAGGAGCAAGCUCGAUUGGUUUUGGAGGAGAAUCAGGUGUUGAUAGACCAAUUGGAACUACAGCAUACCAAAGCCAAGGAGGCUCACAGCAAACACACACAGGAGGUGUGUAAGGUCUCCAAACAGAUGAUGCUGUUGGAAUCUGAGAAGCAGGCUCUGGAAAAAGAGCUAGAGGUGGAGAAAAAAGGGCAUUGUGCCCUGAAGACAGAGUUUCACAGGAUGCAGUUGGCUCUUGAAAACUCUUUGAGCUUGGUUGAGCAUAAAGCUGUGACGGACAAACUUAAAAGACAGCUUGAGGAGCAUGAGAAAGUGAAACAGUCUGAGGUUGAAGACUUGUUGGUUCGUGUGAGUGCCCUGGAGACAGAGAAAAAGAUUCUGCUGCUGGACAAAACCAACCUUAACACAAACAUGAAACACAUUGAAACAGAGCUACACCUUUCACAACAGGCUUACAGGAAGGCUCAGAAACGUAUAAGUAUCCUGAAGCAACAAGUUGACAACUCCUUAGAGAAAGAGCUCAUCGCUCAUCAGUACCUGGCUAACAUUAUUACACUUGCAGAGAAAACCACUCAUGAAAGAGACCAGCUCAUGCACAUGGCUUCGUCACUAGAGAAAGACAAACAGGGCGUUCUCACACGCAUCAUAGAAAGCACAGUCCGCCUUGGUAAACUUCAGGAAAAAGUUAAGGUGUACAAGCGGCAAGCGGCAGUGAACGUUGGUGUGCUGGGUCGCCGUCUCCGCGAACAAGAGGAGGACUUUGCAGGGAAAGCUGCGAGUUAUCAGCGAGAGAUCGGGCACCUGCAGAGUCAACUCAAAGACAGACAGGAACAACUGCAUGGAGCUCUGCAGCAGAAGAGAGAGGUGGAAGGUGAAUUAGAGGUGGUUUGGGAGGCAACUACCAAGGAGAGUCAGCGGUUGAGAGAGGUGGUGUUGAGGAAAAGAUCGCUGAGUCCAGCCACUAUGGCUCCAGUCCUACGCAGCACUUUCAGCCAGUCCCCUGCCAGGAUCCCGCAUGUAGAGGAUCAUUUGUCCAGCACAGUUCCCCCUCUCUUCACCUCCAGGCAAAAUUGCGAUCCCUAUCCUGUACACUCCAGCCCCAUGUUUGAAUCGGACUCUGACCAGCACCAGAAUCCAUCGUCUGAUGAGAGUGAAAAAAACAGGCAGGACUUUUAAUCCUAAUAUUUCCAUAUCCUUCUUAACAAGUGUUUUGAGUUCAUGAAUUCAUUUUCAUAAUUUAGCUGAAUGCUUAAUGUGUUUUCAUGUAAAAUACAUGAGACUUGUAUUGUAGUGCACGCAAAUAGAUCAGUCUAUUAGCUUUGGCAGAUGUUCUUUGAUGCUUUUUUACAUUACAUGUAGAUGUAGUGUGUAAAUUAUAGGUUGCUUAUAAUUGCUAUCCUGGAGAAGGGGAGGACGUAUAGUGUUUAUUCAGCAACUGAACUCAUUUUAUAAAGGAACUGUGACAGUGCAGUUCUAGCGGGCGAUACACAAUAGCACAAGAAUGAAAUGAAUGAAAGAUUAACAAAUCUCCCUCUCUCUCUCUCUCUCUCUCUCUCUCUCGCUCUCUCUCUCUCUCUCUCUCUGAUAAAAGACCAACACAAAAGAUUGCACUGUCUACUAAGGUUGUUCUUUAUUUAUUUUUUAUGAUAAGGACACAGUGGGUGCCACAAUGUUCUGUGAAAACCAACAUAUUGUCAUAUUAUUUGUGUUUGCACAAUUGCAGAAUUCCCUUAUGAAAGGUGUCGGAAUAAAUGCUCAAAUUUAGGA